Messenger RNA from Brugia malayi, 1902 nucleotides. RefSeq lists its product as uncharacterized. The coding region runs from base 1 to 1902 and encodes 633 amino acids. Gene Ontology annotation, biological process: carbohydrate metabolic process. The transcript is spliced from 14 exons. The record is from RefSeq and is a predicted model, not a curated record. NCBI's taxonomy places the organism in Eukaryota, Metazoa, Nematoda, Chromadorea, Rhabditida, Onchocercidae. Gene Ontology annotation, cellular component: vacuole. Gene Ontology annotation, molecular function: beta-galactosidase activity.
AUGAAACGAUUUGCUGCAAUUUUGCAAUAUAUUUUCAUUUGUCAAAAAAUUUUUUCACAUUUAGCAAAUUCAUCGCAUUCAUCAUUUGCUAUUGACUAUCAAAAUGAUACAUUUCUGCUAAAUGGUAAACCAUUUAGGUAUAUUUCGGGUAGUAUUCAUUAUUUUCGAAUUCCUCCUUAUUACUGGGCUGAUCGAUUGCGUCGAAUUCGUGCUGCAGGCUUAAAUGCAAUACAAUUGUACAUUCCGUGGAAUUUUCAUGAAGUUUAUAAUGGAAGAUACCUGUUUAAUGGAAAACGCAAUAUAACACGUUUUAUUGAACUUGCUGCAUCUAAUCAACUUUUCGUCCUUGCAAGGAUUGGUCCAUAUAUUUGUGCUGAAUGGGAAAAUGGUGGUCUCCCAUGGUGGCUUAUUCAUAAAUACGGAAAUAUCCAUCAAAGAACAUCCGACAAACGAUUCCUAAAAGAAGUGGAACUUUGGUUCAAUGUUUUGUUACCUAUACUGAAUCCUUAUUUGCUUAAAAAUGGUGGUCCAAUACUGAUGGUACAACUGGAAAACGAAUAUGGUAGUCAUUAUGCAUGCGAUCAGAUUUACCUGAAACGAUUGAGUGAAAUAGUUCGAUAUCAUCUUGGGCCAGAUGUCAUCCAAUAUACCACUGAUGGAUCAGCAGAGUCUUACCUGAAAUGUGGCACACUAGCAGGUGUUUAUCCAACAAUCGAUUUUGGUCCAACAACUCGACAAAAUGUUCAGGCAUAUUUUGCAAUGCAACGACAUUAUGCACCGCAUGGACCAUUGGUGAACUCCGAAUUUUAUCCCGGAUGGUUGGUUAUUUGGGGUCAAAAGAGUGAAAAGUUACCAUCAAUAACAGAAAUCAUUGAUACGGCUGAUUAUAUGUAUCAACUUGGUGCAAGUAUUAAUUUUUAUAUGUUCCAUGGUGGCACCAAUUUCGGUUAUUGGAAUGGAGCUGAAAUUACCGCACCGGUAAUAACAUCUUACGAUUAUUCUGCUCCACUAACUGAGGCAGGUGAUUUAACUCAAAAAUAUAUGGCAAUAAGAAAUUGGUUAGCGAGUAAAUCAGAUUGGCCGCAUAAACCAGGUGAUAUACCACGGGAUAAUUUGAAAAUUGGUUAUGGUAGUGUAAAGUUGAAAGAAAUUUUACCGCUAGGGAAACAUUUUUGGGAAUUAGUAACAGUGAGUCAAUAUUGUCAAGCAACAAAGUAUCCAAUUUCAUUUGAACAACUCGAUCAUCCAUUUGGUUUUGUGAUAUACUAUACGACACUAAAGUUUGGUGGAACAAAUCUUACAAUACCGUUAAUGAAAGAUCGUAGCUAUGUGUUUAUUAAUAAUGAAUUACAGGGAAUAUUGGUGAAUAGAUUUGAUAGUUAUUGGAAACACUGGGUAUAUUUAAAAGAUGCAAGAGCAAGUGCAACACUUGGAAUAUUAGUAGAAAAUCAAGGACGUCAAACAAUACCAACGAUCAAUGAUUUCAAAGGUAUAUUAACAAAUGUAACACUUGAUGGACAAAUAAUCGAUGAUUGGAUACAAUGUGGCCUACACUCAAAAUUAAUAAUUUCAAUGGCUCAACGAAUUUCGAGAUGGAACUAUUUUAGUAGAAAUAAAAAUGGAUUAGGCUUAUAUAUGGGACAUUUUUAUGCAAAUCAUCUUGCCGAUACUUUCUUGAAUCUAAGUAAAUGGGGUAAAGGACAGGUAUUCAUUAAUGGACAUAAUAUUGGCCGAUAUUGGCCAAGUAUUGGACCUCAGAUUACUCUCUACGUACCAAAACCAUAUCUAAAACAUCACAAUACGGUUAUUAUGCUGGAAUUGGAACAACCCGGAAAUUGUCAGAAGCAAUUCUGCAUUAUUAAUUUUAUAGAUCAUCCAAUAUUCAACUUUACUGAGAGUUAA